GCAAUGGCGUUUUUGCAGAGCACUUCCAAGAUGGCCGCCCAGGACCAGAUUGCCAAGGGAGGCUACACCAUCCUGCUGGAGCCGGAUCUGGGGGCCGAUGCGCCAUGGUUCACCAGGGGCACCGCCGAGAGGUUCGUCCGCUUAGUCAUCAUGUCGGAGGUCCUGGAGCGGGUGACGAUGAUAGAGUCCGAGAUACUGCAGCUCGAGGACGCCAUCGCCGUCCAGAGCAACAAAAAUCUAGGGCUCAAAUCUGGAGAAGGCCAUAAUGGGAAACCAGUGGACUCCUCCAUGGAAGGUACAAUAGAUACUACUGAUUUCAUUUCAUUUCUGAAUGUUGCAUUGCGCAGUCACAGUAUCUACGAAGAAAUCUUAGUGUACCAUCCAUCAGUCACAUCUGUUGAGUUAGCUAGCCAGUUAGGUGCAUGA
Molecule: messenger RNA, 426 nt
Organism: Triticum dicoccoides
Lineage: Eukaryota; Viridiplantae; Streptophyta; Magnoliopsida; Poales; Poaceae
Product: COP1-interacting protein 7-like
Exons: 4
Coding region: 4-426 (140 amino acids)
Source: RefSeq, a predicted model, not a curated record